AUGGAGAGUUUCACAGCGAUAGAGAAAAUAAAUUCCACUCAAAACUUGACGGUGAAGGAUUUCGAAGAGGGCAGUAUUAAUCUAGAUGAUGUUAUGGAGGAAGUGAAUUACUUGAAGAAACAAAUCACGCUGAUAAGGCAAGAAAUGGCUGCUUUCCUUACAGGAAUAGCCACGAUAGACCCAAGCACCAAACCACAACAAGCAUUUGAAGAAAACACCCAGAGAGCAGCUAGUCUGCAGAAGGCAUUGGAGGACUACGUGGAGAGGUACAAGAAGCUAACGCCCUUGCUUCAGCUGGUCAACCAGGACCUCCAGUUGAAAGUACCUCCAAAGCAAGAACCCCAAGUCAAACCUCCUUCAACGGCGUCUACAACUUCAUCAUCAACCUCAAAUACAUCAAACACAUCAAAUAAUAAUAAUAAUACAACAGCAGCUCCUCCUUCCAAGAAGGCACCUCAAAGGAAAAGAACAUACACAAAGAAGAAUCAGGCUGCUACUCCUAAUAACGUACCAACACCUGCUACAAAUCUACAACAGAAUGCAAGAUCAAAUGCACCUAUACUGCCUAACGGGAAUGGCUCUGGGUCGUACCAAGCUGGGAGUGUGAUUGGAUUCAAUUCUUUCCAACCAAAUAGAGAAUCAUCUACAGAUGCAAAUGGAUCAGAGAAUCAACCUAUAUUAUUAUGA
This is a messenger RNA of Hansenula anomala, 687 nucleotides long. RefSeq lists its product as uncharacterized. Lineage: Eukaryota; Fungi; Ascomycota; Saccharomycetes; Phaffomycetales; Wickerhamomycetaceae. The coding region runs from base 1 to 687 and encodes 228 amino acids. The record is from RefSeq and is a predicted model, not a curated record. The transcript has 3 exons.